This is a messenger RNA of Pungitius pungitius (ninespine stickleback), 2543 nucleotides long. RefSeq names its product olfactory receptor 6B1-like. Gene Ontology annotation, molecular function: olfactory receptor activity; odorant binding; G protein-coupled receptor activity. Bases 1478 to 2443 code for a protein of 321 amino acids. Gene Ontology annotation, cellular component: membrane. The transcript is spliced from 2 exons. The record is from RefSeq and is a predicted model, not a curated record. Gene Ontology annotation, biological process: detection of chemical stimulus involved in sensory perception of smell; G protein-coupled receptor signaling pathway. Lineage: Eukaryota; Metazoa; Chordata; Actinopteri; Perciformes; Gasterosteidae.
GCAGCGCGCACCAGACAGUAGUUGCUGCUAAAACACGCCAGAGACGCUGCACCUCCACUCACCAGUCCGUCAAGCUCCUGAAGUUUGCGGAUGACACCACCCUCAUUGGACUGAUCUCUAGUGGGGAUGAGUCCGCCUACAGGUGGGAGUCUUACCACCUGUUGACAUGGUGCAGCCAACCUGGAGGUCAACGCCCUGAAGACAGUGGAGAUGGUUGUGGACUUCAGGAAGUACGCAGCUCCACCUUCCCCCCUCACCCUGUGUGACUCCCCUGUCACCACUGUGGACUCCUUCCGUUUCCUGGACCUGGGAGCUGAAAAAAGGCCUAGCAGAGGUUGCUCUUCCUGAGGCAGCUGAAGAAAUUCAACCUGCCAAAGUCGAUGAUGGUGCACUACUACACGGCCAUCAUCAAGUCCAUCCUCUGCUGGUCCAUCACCGUGUGGUACGCUGCAGCCACAGCCAAAGACAAGGGCAGGUUGCAGCGUGUCAUCGCCUCUGCAGAGAGGGUGAUUGGCUGCAAUCUGCCGUCUCUCCACAACUUGUUCGCUUCCGGGACUCUGAAGCGGGCUAGAAAGAUUGUACCUGACCCCUCUCGCCCCGGACAUCCGGCAGGUGGCUGCCAUCAGGACUACGACCUCCCACCACACUAAGAGUUUCUUCCCUUUGGCAGUCGGGCUCAUCAACAGAGCCCGGGCCCUCCCCUGACUGACUCUCACUCCAUGUACAUUUGUCACUUUCACUCGUCACUUUCACUUUAUCUUUAUUUCUAUUUUUUAUUUUAUCUUUGUUUCUCAACUUACUAACCCAUAGCUUUACCUUACUAACCCAUAGCAUAUAUUUUAUUAUAUUUUUAAUCUUAUUCCUACACUACGUUGUCUGUUGGCUGUCAUGCACCAACCGCCAAGUCAAAUUCCAUGAAUGUCUGACAUGUGAUGGCAAUAAAGGAUUCCUUAUUUCUGAUUCCUGAUUCUUGAUGAAAUGACACCGCAAUCCAAAAUGCAAAUGUCAUGUAGCCCAACCCCCCAAUGCAUCCAAGAAGAGUAUAAAGAUACGCGGAGGUUCUUGUCUUGUUCAGUUGGGAGGGUCACAGCAACGGACCGGAGGCUUUCAUACUUGGUAGAUACCUUGAGCUUUGAGUGUAAAUGUGAAAUUAUGUUCAUAUAUUGUAUGCUGAUUGUUGUGUGAAUACUGAUAUCUACAUCGUCAUACGAUUUCACAGGUGACUAAGAAGACAGGUAUCUGUGUCAUUUAUGAGCCAUAGAAGCAUUGUUAUAGAUCAGAAUCCAUUUGGCUUUGUUACUCUUUGACCAGUGUGGUGGAACACAGUGUGCUGCUGGUACGAAAAGAUCAUUGUUUAGAUUUAUCUCACAUUAAGACUGCAAAACAUUUCAAUGCACGUAGAAUAUUAAGUUGAGGCAUUACUCAAAACGGUAACAGAUAACACUAUUACUGAGCCAGCUUUACUGAUAAAUCCUCUAUGACUCACUUUGUUGCAUGCAUAGUGCUCAUCAAAGAAAUGGAGAACUCCACUGAGGUUGUGUCUUUUGUGCUGUCUGCCUAUGGUAACAUUGGAAACUUAAAAUACUUGUACUUCAUAAUUAUACUAUUAUGGUACAGCUCCAUUUGUGCAACAAACACAAUUCUUAUUGUGGUCAUAUAUAUGGACAGAAGAUUGCAUGAGCCAAUGUAUAUAUUAUUAUGUCAUUUGUUUAUGAAUGAAAUAAGUACAAGUAUGUCACUAUAUCCUCUUCUGCUCUCACAGAUGUUUUCAGAUACACAUGAAGUGACAUUGCCAUGGUGUUUUCUGCAGAUGUUUUGUAUCUACACAUGUAGUUGUGUUGAGUUAUGCAGUUUAACAGCUAUGGCCUAUGACAGAUAUGUCUGUAUCUGUUAUCCUUUACACUACAAUGUUUUCAUGAGCAACAGGAGAGUAGGUAAGAUCAUUCUGCUUGUUUGGAUGUAUUCAUUCACCAGCUAUAUGUUCUCAUUUUCAUUUGUAAUCCCUUUGACAUUUUGUGGAAAUGUCAUUGACAAAGUGUUUUGUGACCAACAGUUAGUAAUUAAACUUGCAUGUUCAGUCUCACUAUUUACCAGCAUAUCUGACCUGCUUUUCUGCUUCAUCAGUGUGGUUGUUCCAUUAAGUCUCAUUUCAGUCUCUUACGUGAAGAUUUUGUUGGUUUGUCUAAACGGGUCCAGAGAAAGCAAACAAAAAGUCAUAACAACCUGCACACCUCAGAUUGUCUCACUGUCAAACAUUUUUGUCGGAGCCAUUUUUUAUUACGUGGAGUCCAGGUUUGAUGGGGCCUAUGCAACAGAUGAAGUGCACAUUAUUUCAUCCAUAUAUCUUCAAGUACUUCAACCCAUGAUCACUCCCUUUAUGUACGGAUUUUACCUACCCAAAAUAAGACAAUCAUGUAAGAGACUUCUGUUCAAUGGAAAAUAAAUAUUUUGGGUCUUACCGUAAUUAGAAUUAUUUUCUUUACCAUAAAACAAACAGAAUGUCAAUGUAGCAGGAAGAUUGAUAUGAAGUUAUUGUAACAGCA